This is a messenger RNA of Bipolaris victoriae FI3, 3681 nucleotides long. RefSeq lists its product as hypothetical. NCBI's taxonomy places the organism in Eukaryota, Fungi, Ascomycota, Dothideomycetes, Pleosporales, Pleosporaceae. The transcript has 7 exons. The record is from RefSeq and is a predicted model, not a curated record. Bases 1 to 3681 code for a protein of 1226 amino acids. Gene Ontology annotation, molecular function: ATP binding; ATP hydrolysis activity.
AUGGAGUCAGAAAUCAGAACACAGAUCCCCAACAUCGAUCCGGUCCUGUCCGAGUACUCGGCGGGCUACCUGACGCAUGCUGCCAACCAGUUCACGUCCGAUUCGGACCCUAACGCCCCUUCACCGCUGGACGAAGCCGCAGCCACUGUGAGCGCACUGCUCUUAUCCGCGUCCGGGGACAUCUCGACCGAGAACCAGGCAGCCAUCCAGAAUCUUGUCGACAAGUUCAUUGCCCGUUUGAGCUCGGCCAAUGGCGCCGACGGGGAGCGUCGCCAGAUGGCGCCUUCUGCCAAGAAACUCGAUCAGGCUAUUCACGUGGGGUCCUCGAGAAACAUGUCGUCAACCAUGGGUCUAGCAGGCGGUGCUGUAGAUCUCGAGUCUGCCAACACCCGCAAGGUUGAGUCUAGGGUCGAUCGUAAGAAGCUUGAGAAAGCCGAGCGCAAACUGCGUGCCAAGCAGGACCGUAAAGAGUUCAAGAAUGUCGAAUACGAGGCCUCGAAGCUUCUCCACGAGCCCAAUGAGGCGCAGAGCUACGAGGAGUUCUACAUGGCUGUCAACCCGCUGCAACUGGGCGAUUCCGCCAAUAAGAGCAAAGACAUCAAGAUUGAUAGCUUUGAUCUUUCCAUGCCUGGCCUGCGUAUCCUGACUGACAGUUCUCUGACACUUGCGUACGGCCGAAGAUAUGGUCUUGUUGGUCAGAACGGCAUUGGUAAAUCGACAUUGCUGAGGGCACUUUCUCGUCGAGAGGUGGCCAUUCCAACGCAUAUUUCGAUUCUCCACGUAGAGCAAGAGAUCACUGGCGACGACACGCCAGCACUGCAGGCUGUAUUGGAUGCCGAUGUGUGGCGGAAGCAUCUCCUCAAAGAGCAAGAUAAAAUUUCCAAGGAACUUGCCGAUAUUGAAGCGGAGCGGGCUACCAUGGCAGACACUUCAGCUGAUGCUGCAAGACUAGACCAACAGCGCGAGGGUCUUGACACUACCCUAAGUGACAUUCACGCUAAGCUUGCAGAGAUGGAGUCCGAUAAGGCUGAGUCCAGAGCUGCCAGUAUUCUUGCUGGUCUUGGUUUCUCACAAGAGCGCCAGCAGUUUGCCACAAAGACGUUUUCCGGAGGAUGGCGAAUGCGAUUGGCAUUGGCGCGUGCCCUCUUCUGCGAACCUGACUUGCUUCUUCUCGACGAACCGUCCAACAUGUUGGACGUUCCCUCCAUCACGUUCUUGGCAAACUAUUUGCAAGGCUACCCAAGCACUGUCCUCGUCGUAUCUCACGACCGAGCGUUCCUAAACGAAGUCGCCACAGACAUUAUCCAUCAGCACUCUGAGCGCCUUGACUACUACAAGGGUGGUAACUUUGAUUCCUUCUAUGCGACCAAGGAAGAGCGGCGCAAGACGGCGGUGCGAGAGUAUGAGAAGCAGAUGGCCGAACGGGCGCAUUUGCAGGCUUUCAUUGACAAGUUCCGUUACAACGCGGCCAAGUCUUCGGAAGCUCAGUCGAGGAUUAAGAAGUUGGAGAGGAUGCCUGUGCUGACGGCUCCCGAGGCCGAGUACUCUGUCCACUUCAAGUUCCCCGAGGUGGAGAAGCUGUCGCCUCCGAUCAUCCAGAUGAGCGGCGUGACAUUUGGAUACACGCCAGAUAAGAUUCUGUUGAAAAACGUAGAUCUUGACGUGCAGCUUGACUCGCGUAUCGGUAUAGUUGGGCCCAAUGGUGCGGGCAAAACGACUGCACUGAAGCUACUGAUUGGCGCACUGGAACCAACCACGGGCAUCAUCUCACAAAACCCGCGACUACGCGUGGGUUUCUUCGCACAGCAUCACGUCGACGCAUUGGACUUGAAUGAUAGCGCCGUGGGAUUCAUGUCCAAGAAGUACCACGGAAAGGCGGAUGAAGAGUACCGCCGCCAUCUUGGUGCCUUUGGCAUCACGGGCAUGACGGGUCUGCAGAAGAUGGCACUGCUAUCUGGAGGGCAAAAAUCGCGUGUCGCGUUUGCAUGCCUGGCCCUCCAGAAUCCACACAUCCUGGUGCUGGACGAGCCGUCGAAUCACUUGGACAUUGAAGCUAUGGACGCGCUGUCGGACGCAUUGAAAAACUUCCAGGGCGGUGUGCUCAUGGUCAGUCACGACGUGACGAUGCUGCAGAACGUAUGCACAAGUUUGUGGGUGUGCGACAAUGGAACGAUUGAGCACUUUGACGGCACAGUGAAGGACUACAAGCGACGUAUCACUGCACAGGCAAAUGAGGCGGGUGUCGCUCCCGACCCAGACGGCUUGUCCGUAGUCACUCAUUUGUCUCCGACUCGCAGCAAUCGCUCUCCGUCUGCCUCGCCGUAUCUCGUCACUGCUUCCGCAGAGAGCGCCUUGGAAUCACCCACAGCCGGCGAAUCACCAUAUCCCCCUCCUUUCUCCUCUCUCUACUUCCCGUCUGAGGACGCCGAGGAACGGAACAAGUCCCAAGAAUCCCCAGAGGACGACUCACCGCCUGCAUUCACCUCUGCGCCGCCAUUUACCCAGUCGUCGUCUUCGGCUGCCGCUGUAGCUGCUACCAAAGCUGCGCUUCCAAACGACACCAAGGACGGCUCUAGCAGCAAGGACAUCGACGACGGAGAACCACCGCCACCUUACAGUGAAGGAUUCAGCCCACUCGAGUCGUUUACCUACGUCAUGGCAUCUGCAGGAGGUCCCGCGAGUAUCAUUACUCAGGUCUCGCAAACAAGCGCCGGCCCGCCCAUCAACACGCUCGGUGGAUCUGAUGAGAACAUUACGUUGGAGUUGAGGGGCACGCGAUUCACCCUGUCGCGUGAUGAGCUUCUAACCCUCCCCGAGUUUGUUCUCCUCUCGCUCUUUCCCAAUGGCCUGCUUCCUGAUGGCCACAUGAACUCCUAUCAUGAAGGAGACGUAUACCCAGUCGACGUUGGUACCCCUGUUUCUUCUUCCUCGUCCCCACCCUCUCCCCCAGUUUCACAGGCCACAAUAGCCAGGAUCCUAGACCAUCUUUCCAAUCCCGCAUUAUACUUAUCUGACAAUCUCUAUUCUUCACAGUAUGAUCCCAAUUCUUUGCAGUACAUGCUAGAGUUCUUCCGCAAUGUAGCUCAGACCAUCCCCGCACCGCCUUCCCCGACGACCACGCCAGAGCACCCUGCCGAAGCUGUCCCUAUCGAGCCCAUGCACGGCUCUGCAAGAGACAUGCUCCAGGACCGCGCCGGUAUCAUUGUUCUCCGCGAGGACCUUGACUUUUAUGCCAUCCCACCACACCGAGACAUCACCCAACCGGAGAUGAUUGAGGUCAAGCGCGCUGCAGGUGAAGCUUUGUUACGGCAAGACGGCAUUUUCUCUGGACUCAGGAAGAGCGAGGAACCAGGCACGACCGAGCAGCAUCUGAUUGAGAUGUUGACUGCAGGCGGCUUCAACCACGAUGAUCGAUGGGGCCACCGUGCCGGCGAACCCAACAAGGCCGUCAUCUGCAGUAUCGCACUCGCACGCUUGAGGACCGACAUCAAAGGCAACGAUCUUGCUAACAGCAACGCUGUCGGAAUGGCGCAGAAGCUGCUUCUCUUCUGGAGGAAACCGGCUCGUCGCUGCUGGUGGGAAGGAGUGGAGCUCGAGAACGUUAGGGGUGUCGAGGGCAAGCUCAAGGUGUGGAUAAGGCGGGUUUGGACGCUGGAAAUGAGCGUCAUUGGCCUUCGUUGA